GUUCUACCAGUUACGGGUUUUAUGUACAGUGAAGCUCACAACUUUUAGUGUGCAACGAUCUAGCUUUAUCUCCGCCAUUCGUGCAGGGACACCUCGCCAUCGGAAAAAAAGAAGUCGGGCGCUCACCUAGCCGGUGAAUUACUCCUUAUCCAGAAGCUUCAUACCAGGGCGUUCACACUCUAUACUCUAUAGCGAUUGGAUGCCGGUGAUUGGCCAAUCAUUCUCCCACCUUUAGAGAUGCUUAGGUCCGAUAAGACUUUACAUCUACCCAGAGCCGUUCAUUGUUCCCCAUCCCCGAAGAGGACUUGAUGACCACCAGCGGGACGGAAGCGGGACACUGGGAAGCGAGGGGACAUUGACAGAUGAGAUCGGAAAGGGUACCGGGAAGGAAGGGGGUACUGGACCCCUUGUUCCCUUAUCAGUUCUUUGUUGUCCUUCUGGAACGUACGUUGUCAAGCAACGGGGGAACCGGUGUCUCAGAUUUUCACUUUUCCCUGCCUUAUCUUGCUUUGCUUUUAACCCGGUCAACAACGUCUUACCGGUCUUUCGAGACAUUCACAGCGAGUUCGAGAGCUCCCGCCCGUCCCUUAUCGCCGCACUCGGGUCACCCUGCCACCAAGUUGGUAUUCCGUUGCAUCCAACGUUCCCUGAUUCCUUGUCAGUACAUACAUGGUCCUUUUUCUAUCAUUGCAUACGAUACAUAUGUGAUACUUCUUCUCCGUACCCUCCACGAACUACUGUACUGUACACCGUUCAGAAGCUGGUGGUGUGUGUAUGUACACUAUCAGAUAACUGGCUUCAACGAGCACAAAGACAUGCGGGUAUGCGAACUCGGUCCGCGGAUGUGUGUUCAUCUUUGGGUAUACCACCACACCCUGCCAUCAACCAACGAUGUGCCUUGCCUCAUCGACCGUUGGCUGCAUUUCCGGGGAGUCUCAUUGCAUCGAUUCCUACCCUCCUAUACUACUGCCCUGGGCUGAAUGUUUACAAGUCGAAUGUGACAUUUGAAGAAGAGGGAGAUUUUCUCCGGACCUAUCGCGCACAUAUCCUCUUCUGGCCUCCUCUCCGGAUCCCUAUUGGUCGGUAAAUAUUGGGGGACUUGCCUAUCCUUCUAG
Molecule: messenger RNA, 1115 nt
Organism: Neurospora tetraspora
Lineage: Eukaryota; Fungi; Ascomycota; Sordariomycetes; Sordariales; Sordariaceae
Exons: 1
Coding region: 363-980 (205 amino acids)
Source: RefSeq, a predicted model, not a curated record